This is a messenger RNA of Dentiscutata erythropus, 242 nucleotides long. The record is from the annotation of a GenBank genome assembly. Lineage: Eukaryota; Fungi; Glomeromycota; Glomeromycetes; Diversisporales; Gigasporaceae.
GUGAAGAAGAAGAAAGUGAAGAAUAUGAAAGUAAUGAUAACGAAACUUUAUCUCAGACUAAUUUGGUUUUGGAAGAAACUGUUAAUUUAAAGGACCCGAUCUUCCAAGAAAGAGAUAUUGAACUAUACGAAAAUUUGAUUUAUAGCUCUAAUCACAGCAUUGAAAGCAGCAAUAGUAUUAAUAUGGAUUUUAAUCCGGAGAAUCUUGUUGACUCGAUUUUGAAUACUGAACUAGAUGAUUAG